Sphaerodactylus townsendi is the source of this 2912-nucleotide messenger RNA. It is a transcript of the gene OPN3, whose product is annotated as opsin 3. Gene Ontology annotation, cellular component: photoreceptor outer segment; membrane. Gene Ontology annotation, biological process: G protein-coupled receptor signaling pathway. The coding region runs from base 141 to 1379 and encodes 412 amino acids. The transcript has 4 exons. The record is from RefSeq and is a predicted model, not a curated record. Gene Ontology annotation, molecular function: G protein-coupled receptor activity. Lineage: Eukaryota; Metazoa; Chordata; Lepidosauria; Squamata; Sphaerodactylidae.
GCCGCCGCCGCCGCCGCGCGGGCUGGGCGCUGGGCUGGGGCGUUUGCUGGGCGCUCUGCUGUCCCGCAGCCUGCGCGCCGGAGCUGGACAGCGGCAGCCUCGGCAUGUGAGCGGCGCUUCCCAGGCAGCCAAGCCGAGCCAUGUACUCAGGGAACGGCAGCAGCGAGGGAGACAGGAGCGGCAGCGGGAACAGCCUGAAGCCAGCGGAACGGGACGCCGAGGAGGAGCAGGCGGCGGCGGAGGCUGCUGCUGCUGCUGCAAACGGCGGGCCGCCCUUCAGCGGCAGCACCUACGAGCUGCUGGCCCUGCUGAUUGCCACCAUCGGCCUGCUGGGCUUGUGCAACAACCUGCUGGUGCUGGUGCUCUACGCCAAGUUCAAGCGGCUCCGUUCGCCCACCAAUCUCUUCUUGGUCAACAUCAGCCUCAGCGACCUGCUCGAGUCGCUCUUCGGCGUCAGCUUCACCUUCCUCUCCUGCCUCCGCAGCCGCUGGGUCUGGGACGACGCCGGCUGCGUGUGGGACGGCUUCAGCAACAGCCUCUUUGGAAUUGUUUCCGUUAUGACCCUCACUGUCCUGGCCUAUGAACGAUACAUUAGAGUAGUGCACGCAAGAGUGAUUGACUUCUCAUGGUCCUGGCGGGCUAUCACGUACAUCUGGCUCUAUUCAUUAGCCUGGACAGGAGCACCUCUCCUGGGCUGGAACCACUAUACGCUGGAGAUACACGGUUUAGGUUGCUCUCUGGACUGGAGGUCAAAAGAGCCCAACGAUGCUUCCUUUGUUCUCUUUUUCUUUCUUGGUUGUCUGGUGGCUCCUGUUGUGAUCAUGGCUUACUGCUACGGACAUAUUCUCUAUGCAAUACGGAUGCUUCGUUGUGUCGAAGAUUUACAGACUGUUCAAGUGAUCAAAAUCCUAAGAUAUGAAAAGAAAGUAGCCAAAAUGUGCUUUUUAAUGAUAACCACAUUUUUCAUUUGUUGGAUGCCAUAUGCAGUAGUCUCUCUUCUCAUGGCCUAUGGGUAUGGUCACCUUAUAACUCCAACAGUGGCUAUUGUCCCUUCUUUCUUUGCCAAAUCAAGCACUGCAUAUAAUCCAGUUAUUUAUAUCUUCAUGAUCAGAAAGUUUCGACGAUGCCUUCUGCAACUCUUCUGUGUUCGCCUCCUGAAAUUCCAAAGGAGCUUGAAAGAUAGGCCAGUAGAAGAGAGUGAAAAGCCAAUAAGGCCCAUAGUCAUGUCCCAGAAAGCAGGGGACAAGCCCAAGAAGAAAGUGACUUUCAGCUCUUCUUCAGUCAUUUUCAUUAUCACCAAUGAUGACACGCAACCGAUAGAAGAUGGCACCAAACAUACAGGCACAAAAGUCAACAUAAUCCAAGUGAAGCCGCUAUAGCAGGCUAUAUUCAACUACUGUUGAAAGCAACACGAAUUUUUGCCAUCCAAACUGUUUUGUUUAAUUGCAGCUCUUUGGCUGGGCAUCUGUGGCACAAUUAGGAAGAAAGCAGCACUUUUGAGCAGUGAAAUACAGAAGUAAUUGAGUGACUCAUGAGCAUGUAAAUGGUUGUUACAGUGUCUCUGAAUAAUGACAUUUUACAAAAAGAUUGAUUUUUUAAAUUGAGAAUAUUUAUUUUUCCAUAUCAUGUCUUGUUUACAUAGCACUUGCUGCACUGUAGACAUUCCAAGGAAAUAAAGGGACUUCUGAAAUAGAUAAUGGUUUUAACAAUAGAGCCUCAUUGAUUUAAAACAAAACAUCAGUAUGUUGUGAUAUCACAGGAUAGUCUGGACCGCUGCAUAGCCAUGCUGUUCAAACAUUUGACUUGAGAGAGAGACUGUGAUGACUUCUAGGUAAAGUUGAUGAUUCAUGCAUAAAAUGAAGACAGCUUAGAAACAGCAGAAGAUUAUCUCUUUGAGUGCAUCUUUUCUCUCUCAACAUUUAAACCAGUUAGGAGAUGUGAGCUAAACUAAGAAGUCUAUGGUUGGUGAAGCAGGCAUCACUGAGUAACCUUUAAAACAACAAUGCAACAAGUUUAAAAAGAGUUCUGAAUAUGUGUUGAAAGGGCAUGUAUUGAUUGAUGGAGUGGAUAUAUGUGGAUUCAAAAUGCUAAACCCUCUUCCCAUUAGGAUGUGGGAAGAAACAAUUGCAUAAUGCUUGCCAGAGGUUGGCUGCCUGCUGGCUCUUCCAUGGUAACACAUUGCACCAGUGGCGUAGCGCCUAUGAGGCGGGGGGAUGCAACGCUGUGGCGGGGGCGCAUAGCACGUGCCCUGGGUGCAGUUCCCACUUGCAAGGCAAAAACAACUAUUGUGUUACUUACAGGACUCUUAUGAGGUUUGGGACUGUAAUUUCCAUUAGUGCCAGAGCAGGGUGACGACCCGCCAGCACUGUGAGGCUUUGCAGUUUAUUAUUGGUUGAGCUGAUACCCACUGAUAUGUAUAUUACUGUAAGUCAUGCAAACUGAGAGUUAAUAUUGCUUAUUUAUAUGAUAUUUAUUAAAUUGUAUAAAUGCGGUCUGAUGUGAAACACACUGAUUUUUUCUAGUUAAACACAUACGUUGCACGGUUUGUUGUAUUGUGGCCAUAUUUCCUGGCCCCACAAGGGCAUGUUAGAAAAAUAGCUACAUCGCAUGGUGUCUGGGAUACUGUGUUUGAUGUUGUAAACAGUUCAAAACUCCAAUAGCUAUGUGAAAUGAGUAAUAUUCUCUUUUUUAAUUUUAUUUUUUUAAAUAAUCUAAGACAACUACAAAUAUGGUAGACCAGCCACCCUACAUAGAAAUCAGAAAAUAGUGUCAUCCUUUAUCUCUCAUAAAAUUACCAUGAACCCAUACAGUGACAUUUAAAAGAAUAAGUAAACAUCAGAAUAAAGGAUAAACAGCAAAGAAAAACAAAUUGACUUCCCAUCUUGCUUCUGCCUUGUGUAUAGUAUUACUAA